AUGGAGAAAUCAGGUACUGAGAAGACAGGCAAACACCUGACUUCCUACUCAGAACAAGUGGAGCCUCCUAAGCGUUCGAUAAUCAGCAGGCGUGGGUUUGGAAGUGCUGGACGACGCAUUUCUUUGCUCACAAACCACUUCAAAGUUUCUGUCAGACGCCCAGAUGAAAUAUUUUACCAGUAUAGUGUUUCAAUUAGUUAUGAAGAUGGAAAAGUUGUAGAGAACAAGGGAAUUGGAAGAAAAAUAAUUGACAAACUUUACCAGACAUACAAUUCUGAACUUGCAGGAAAGAGAGGUGCAUAUGAUGGAGAGAAUACUCUGUAUACAGUUGGGCCUCUUCCACAAAACAAUUUUGAGUUCACAGUGGUGGUUGAGGAUUCAUUUGCAAACCGUGGUAGCCCUUCUCACAUUGGGAGCCCCAGUGAGUCUAGUAAGAGGUCAAAGCGUUCUUUUCGAGAGAAAAUUUUCAAGGUAAAGAUAAAUUAUGCUGCUAAAAUACCUUUGAAGUCCAUCUCUCUUGCCCUCCAAGGAAGAGGGGGUGAACAUGUUGAGGAUGCACUAAGAGUGCUUGACAUCAUACUGAGGCAGCAAGCAGCUAAGAGUGGAUGCCUUCUGGUGAGGCAAUCAUUUUUUCAAGACGACUCGAGGAAUUUCACUGAUGUUGGAGGUGGUGUAAAGGCCUGUCGGGGUUUUCAUUCCAGCUUUCGCCCAACUCAGGGUGGUUUGUCCCUGAACAUGGAUGUAACGACAACCAUGAUCCUAUCGCCUGGGCCUGUGAUUGAUUUUCUGCUAGCUAACCAGAAUGUACGCGAGCCUCGCUUUAUUGACUGGGCAAAGGCUAAGAGAAUGCUGAAAAAUAUGAGGAUUACAACAAUGCACAUCAAAAGGGAAUUUAAGAUCACAGGUCUAAGUGAAAAGCCUUGUAAUCAGCAAUUUUUUCCUUUGAAAGUAAAAAAUGGUGAUGGUGGGAAAGAUGGACAGACUAUAGAUAUUACUGUCUAUGAGUAUUUUACCAAACACCGUGAAAUAAAACUUGGCUAUUCUGCAUGCAUGCCAUGCCUUGAUGUUGGCAAACCAAAGCGGCCCAACUAUCUGCCUUUAGAGCUAUGUUCACUCGUUUCUCUUCAACGCUAUACAAAGGCAUUAUCUUCAACGCAGAGGUCAAAUUUAGUUGAGAAGUCGAGGCAAAAGCCUCAGGAACGAAUGCGAGUUGUGACUGAUGCUGUGAGAACACACCGUUAUGAGGACGACCCCAUCCUUGCUGCUUGUGGCAUUUCAAUUGAGAAGCAGCUUACUCAAGUUGAUGGCCGUGUCCUCGAGGCACCAAAGUUGAAGGUUGGCAGUGGUCAAGAUUGCUUCCCCCGUAAUGGACGAUGGAAUUAUAAUAACAAGCAACUCUUCCAUACUAUCCCGAUAAGAAGCUGGGCAGUUGUCAACUUCUCUGCUCGUUGUGAUACGAGUCAUGUUUCCAGAGAGCUUAUUAAUUGCGGAAGGAACAAAGGCAUUCAAAUUGAACGCCCGGAGAUGCUAAUCGAGGAAGAACAACAUUGUAGAAGAAAAAGCCCCAAUGAACGAGUUGAAAAGAUGUUUGAACAGCUUAAGGCAAAGCUUUCAAAGACUCCUCACUUUAUUCUCUGUGUCCUGCCGGAGCGGAAGAAUUCUGACAUUUAUGGACCAUGGAAGAAGAAAUGUCUAUGUGAUUUUGGAAUCGUCACACAAUGUAUGUCCCCUAUCAAGAUUAAUGACCAGUACUUGACGAAUUUGCUUCUUAAAAUCAAUUCCAAGAUUGGCGGGGUCAAUUCCUUGUUGGCAAAUGAGCGCCCCUCUCGUAUCCCCAUGAUCAAAGACACUCCAACAAUGAUUUUGGGUAUGGACGUUUCUCAUGGCUCACCUGGUCGAUCAGAUGUCCCAUCAAUUGCUGCGGUUGUUGGAUCUCUAUCUUGGCCACAUGUAUCGAGGUACAGAGCAGUUGUACGAACACAACCGUCUAAGGUGGAGAUGAUUGAAUCUCUUUUCAAACCUUUAGCAAAUGGGGAGGAUGAUGGUAUCAUGAGGGAGCUGCUUAUGGAUUUCUAUGACACAAGCAAUGGACGAAAACCUACUCAGAUAAUUGUCUUCAGGGAUGGAGUGAGCGAGUCACAAUUUAAUCAAGUUCUGGACAAUGAGCUGGAUCAAAUGACAAAGGCUUAUUUACAUCUUGACGGAUCUGACAUUCCCAAAUUUACAGUGAUUGUGGCUCAGAAGAAUCACCACACAAAGCUAUUUCAAGCUGGUGGUGCGCCAGAAAAUGUUCCACCUGGAACUGUUGUUGACACAAAAGUUGUGCAUCCAAGACACUAUGACUUCUACAUGUGUGCACAUGCUGGGAUGAUUGGAACUUCUCGGCCUGCACAUUAUAAUGUCUUGCUUGAUGAGAUUGGUUUUUCUCCUGAUGACCUGCAAAAUCUUAUCCACUCACUAUCAUACGUGUACCAAAGGAGCACUACUGCUGUCUCAAUAGUGGCACCAGUCUGUUAUGCCCACCUAGCAGCUGCUCAGAUGGCUCAAUUUAUGAAAUUUGAGGACUUAUCGGAAACUUCUUCGGGACAGAGAAGCUUUACUGCAGUAGGCAGUGCACUUGUUCCUGAAAUGCCCAGGUUGCAUAACAAUGUAAAGUGUUCUAUGUUCUUCUGUUAA
Cornus florida is the source of this 2676-nucleotide messenger RNA. Its product is annotated as protein argonaute 16-like. The record is from RefSeq and is a predicted model, not a curated record. The transcript has 22 exons. Gene Ontology annotation, biological process: regulatory ncRNA-mediated post-transcriptional gene silencing. Gene Ontology annotation, cellular component: cytoplasm. Gene Ontology annotation, molecular function: protein binding; RNA binding. Lineage: Eukaryota; Viridiplantae; Streptophyta; Magnoliopsida; Cornales; Cornaceae. The coding region runs from base 1 to 2676 and encodes 891 amino acids.